Molecule: messenger RNA, 1328 nt
Organism: Punctularia strigosozonata HHB-11173 SS5
Lineage: Eukaryota; Fungi; Basidiomycota; Agaricomycetes; Corticiales; Punctulariaceae
Product: mitochondrial carrier
Exons: 7
Coding region: 176-1075 (299 amino acids)
Cellular component (GO): mitochondrion
Molecular function (GO): guanine nucleotide transmembrane transporter activity
Source: RefSeq, a predicted model, not a curated record
GCCGUUCCCGCUCACCACUGCCUUAUCCGCUGGCGCUUGUCGUUGCUGCCGAGGAAUAAUUACAGCUCGCUGCUACGCGACUCCUAACCAGCUAUACCUUACAGCCUGCACCUGGCAGUACAAGACAUAUAAUACCGACCUCAUCUAUCCGUGUUUCCUGCACCGUCUUGCAUUCAUGUCUCCUGCUGGCUCCCUUCCGACUCGUGGCAAGGAAUCCGGCGCUGCUCGCAUUCUAGGCUCGGGCACGUCCGGUAUUCUUGAGCUCCUGCUCUUCCACCCAGUGGAUACCGUGGCGAAACGGUUAAUGAGCAACAAGGAAAAGGUUGGCAGCGGCAAGUUGCGUCAAGUCAUAUUCCGCGAAAAAGCCUCCGCCCCUCUCGGCACUCGCUUCUUAUCCCUCUUCCCCGGACUCGGAUAUGCUGCCGGAUACAAGGUUGCCCAACGGAUAUACAAGUUCGGAGGGCAGCCUUAUUUCUCGGACCUCCUCUCUGUCUACAAAACUUCCUUCACGAACACGUUCGGCGAACGGAAGGGCAAGAUGAUGGUUCAAGCUCUUGCUGGAAGUUUGACCGGCAUUGGAGAAGUCGUUCUUCUCCCUCUUGACGCGCUCAAAAUCAAGCGUCAGGUGAAUCCCGAAGCCUUCCGAGGACGCGGCGUUCUUCGGAUCUUUGCCGAGGAGGGCACAACCCUUUACCGCGGCUGGGGCUGGACGAUGGCACGUAACGCCCCGGGAAGCUUUGCCCUUUUCGGUGGAUCGGCGUUCGCUAAAGACAUGAUGGGCGUCCGUGACUACUCCAAGGCCACGGUGACCCAGAACUUCGUCGCGAGUAUCGUGGGCGCUGCUGCCAGCAUAACAGUCGCUGCUCCGCUGGAUGUUAUCAAGACUCGGAUACAAAACGCCAACUUCGAGCAGAAGGUGCACGGCAUGGUCGUCUUCAAGGAGCUCGUUAAGAAUGAAGGCCCGCUCGCACUCUUCAAAGGACUCACUCCCAAGCUCCUUGUCGUCGGUCCCAAACUUAUCUUCAGCUAUACCAUGGCGCAGAGUCUGAUUCCCUGGUUUGCCAAGUACGUGUAGGCGACGUAGGAUGUUUUCCGGCGCGCGAUCAGACGGUUUCGGACAACACUACACGAAAAGUACGAUGAUCUUUGCCAUUGGGUUUUAUGCUUAUAGACAACACCGACUGCUCUCCGUUACUGUGCCGUUAAGCCUACUUUACAUAUUAUCGCCCAUGGGUUAGUCACAUUCAUCGCCUCCCUCUGGCCCAAGCCUGCGUUUCCAAGAUGGAUCACACCUUCGCCACGGUUUAAGCAAGAGCAUGUGCGAAUAU